Messenger RNA from Arabis nemorensis, 588 nucleotides. Lineage: Eukaryota; Viridiplantae; Streptophyta; Magnoliopsida; Brassicales; Brassicaceae. The record is from the annotation of a GenBank genome assembly.
AUGGAGGGUUUAAAGUUCUCAAACGCGGAAUUGAUGGUUUACAUUCAUCCUUCCAAGAGCAGAAACAUUCCUAUUGGCUUUUACAAGAACCAAAUACAUUACUUUAGGUAUAGUGAAACCUUUGAUGGUGUUUUAUUGGCUUAUGAUGCUGCUGUGAAAAGCAAACAAGCUAAGAUCCUUGCAGGGCUUAAUCCUUACUUUGGUGUCAGAGUAAAAGCACAACUACUCUUAUUUGAUCCAAAACCCAAUAGUCUUGUAGAAGGGAAAAUUGUGAAGCUUUCUCCAGAGUCAAUACAUGUUGUUGUUCUUGGUUUUUCUGCUGCGGUUAUAACGGAUUUUGAUAUCCGCGAAGAAUUCAAGUACAAAAUGAGAGAUGGUGAAGGUUGUUUUGUGAGCAGAUCGCAUAAAGGGCAUAAACUAAAGAUUGGAACAACGUUACGCCUUCAAGUCCAGAGUUUUGAUGAAGAGGUAAUGCAUAUAGCUGGAUCGCUACUUCCGGCUAACACUGGAUGCGUUAAGUGGCUGGAAAAGAACUCUGAAAAAGAUUUGCCUAUGGAUAGGGAUCUUAAACGGAGGAAAAUUGCCUGA